AUGAAAUAUGCAAUUAUUGAUGCCGGCGGUAGACAAAUAUGGAUUGAAGCAGGCAAAUUUUAUGACCUAAAUUACAUUAAAGGGGAACCUGGAGAUAUUGUACUCUUAAAUAGAGUAUUAUUAAUGAAUACACAAGGAAAUAUAAAAAUUGGAAAUCCUUGUAUAAAAUCAAUACAAAUAAAAGCAAAAAUUUUAAAACAUAUAAAGGGAAAAAAAGUUACUGUCUUCAAAAUGAAGCCUAAAAAAAAUUCUCGAUCUAAGCAAGGACACAGGCAAAAAUUAACAAGGCUUUUAAUAGAAGACAUACCAAUUUAA
This is a messenger RNA of Chondrus crispus (carragheen), 315 nucleotides long. NCBI's taxonomy places the organism in Eukaryota, Rhodophyta, Florideophyceae, Gigartinales, Gigartinaceae. The record is from the annotation of a RefSeq genome assembly.